Molecule: messenger RNA, 8854 nt
Organism: Drosophila takahashii
Lineage: Eukaryota; Metazoa; Arthropoda; Insecta; Diptera; Drosophilidae
Gene: E(bx)
Product: nucleosome-remodeling factor subunit NURF301 E(bx)
Biological process (GO): regulation of transcription by RNA polymerase II
Cellular component (GO): NURF complex
Molecular function (GO): RNA polymerase II cis-regulatory region sequence-specific DNA binding
Source: RefSeq, a predicted model, not a curated record
ACCGUCUCCAGUUAUGUUCAGAACUGAAAUGUUAGGUAAAAGUGGCUCUCGCAGUUUGCAGAAGAUAGUUAAAAAUACGGAAUAAAUUGUGUUAAAUCGUCCGCAAGUGUUCCCCAACAUGCUGGAUCUAAAUCGGAGCCGAAUCUGAGGAGAGGACCCACACACGCACCACCCACACUACAAGCCAGAAGAGCAUCAUUAAAACAGCCGAAAUGAGCGGUCGCGGCAGUCGCAAACGUGGUCGGCCGCCAAAGACGCCCAACGAGCGCGGUUCGGGACGCUUCCAGUACCAGCUGCUCAAGAAGCCCAAGUACCUCAGCGAGGGCAAGUCCCAGCCCAGCACCCCGUCGGCCUCCAGGGGCAUUUCCCCGCAGAGCGACGAGGGCAGCCGGAGCAGCCACAACAACCACGCCAAUAUCAGCCGCAACCGCGGAAGCGCCGCCAAGAGGGGCCGCGGACGCAAGUCCACCGUGCAACCCAACACCAGCAGCUACUCCGGAAGGAAAGGGUACGAGUCGGAAUAUCACUACGGAUCUGAUUUUGGAGACUCCGACGAAGACAAAUCAGAAAAUGAGGAUGACAUGCUACUCACGCCCAGCGACGACGAGAGCCUGGAAGCAGCCAACGAGAGCGAGUCGGAAUUCUCCGUAUGUAGCUUCAACCAAAACGGAGUUGGCCGGCCUCCACGGCCGCCUAGCCCGGAACCCGUGUGGCUGCAGGAAGGGCGGCAGUAUGCAGCGCUAGACUUGCCCGACUCCUCGGAGGAUCUGUCCAUAGCCAAUGCCCACGUUUUUCGAGCCCUCAGUAUUUACGAAGUACUCCGGCGUUUUCGCCACUUGGUGCGUCUCUCGCCAUUCCGAUUCGAGGACUUUUGCGCGGCGUUGGCUUGCGAGGAGCAAAGUGCUUUGCUGACAGACGUGCAUAUAAUGUUGCUGAAGGCCAUUUUGCGGGAAGAGGACGCACAGGGCACCCACUUUGGUCCGCUGGAUCAAAAGGACACUGUUAAUAUUAGCCUCUACCUUAUUGACGCUAUAACGUGGCCGGAAGUCCUGCGCAGCUAUGUGGAGAGUGACAAGACGUUUGAUCGCAACGUGUUCCAAAUUCUAAACCAAUCUGAGUACCCGUACACGGGCAUUGAGAGCCGACUUGAAGUGCUCCAAUUUUUGUCAGAUCAAUUUCUAACUGCCAAUUCAAUUCGCGAUGUCAUGCUGCAGGAAGGGCCCAUUCACUACGAUGACCAUUGCCGCGUUUGCCAUCGACUCGGCGACUUGUUAUGCUGCGAAACGUGCCCUGCCGUCUAUCACUUGGAAUGCGUAGACCCGCCCAUGAACGACGUACCCACUGAGGAUUGGCAGUGCGGGCUUUGUCGCUCCCAUAAGGUCAGUGGAGUAGUGGACUGUGUGCUGCCGCAGGAAAAACAAGGCGUGCUGAUCCGGCAUGACAGCCUGGGUGUUGAUCGUCAUGGGCGCAAGUAUUGGUUUAUCGCCCGUCGCAUUUUUAUCGAGGACCAGGCAGACUCCACUUGCUGGUACUACAGUACGACAAGCAAGUUGAAGUUGCUACUUAACCGACUGGACGCCGAAGAACUGGAAACUCGACUGCACAGCCAGAUUACAGAACGCCGAGACGAAAUUGAGCGGCAAAUGAAAUUGACUGAGACCCUAACUAAUGAGCACAAACACACCAAGCGAAGUUUAAUCGAAAUCGAACAAGAGGCUACCAAUGAAAUACUUGAGAAGGAGGCACUUGACGCGGAAGCAGAGGAUGGCGAUGCCAAAUCCGAGAGCCAAUCUGAUGGAGCGAAGAAACAGGAAGAAUCCAAAAUGGUAACGCGUCAAAAGUCCAGCCAGCUCAGUAAUGGCACGUUGCAUUUUAAACUCGGCAUGGAGCAAGGAUUCAAAAACUAUGUUAACCAGUAUUCAACCAAUGCAAUUGCCCUCAACAAGCCGCAACGGAACGAGGAACGGGACAAGCGGCGUCAUCUGUCCCACAAGUUUUCGCUAACGACUGCUUCCGACUUUAAGUGGAUCGGUAUAACCAUGGGAACUACCGAGAACAUGAUUACAACGCUCAGGCAGACGCUGAUAAACUUCGAGUCCAAUAUAGCAGCUUCGUUUCUAAAUUCUAACUGGGUGGUUAACAAGAAAGUCUGGAACGCUGCCGUCAUGAACGCCCGCCGCGCAUCUGACUUUGCUGCCGUCUUGCUGCUGUUCCAAUCGUCCCUCAAAAGCGUUGUAUUCGCCAAUGUCUGGCAUGAGCAGCUUGGCCACACGAAUCUGCAACGCAUAACUAGUGGCGAACGGGAAGAGCGAAAGAAACUGGAGAAGCGAGAGAAGCGCGAGCGGGAUGACGAGGAAGAACGCAAUCGCCUUGCCUUCAACUACAUUAAAUACACCCUGGGCCUCAAACAUCAAGUCUGGAAGCAGAAAGGAGAGGAGUACCGCGUCCACGGACAGUGGGGCUGGCUUUGGCUUUCAAGCAGUCGACGGUGCGGUGUUCGAGCACGACGAGCUCAACCGCUGGUUCACAAUAGGGUGUAUGUGCAUUACACCAUGGGAGAGGAGAAUGCCGUAAACGAAAUUGUACUGGUCGACCCACGCACUCAGCGUUUUAUGCAACAAUGCGAGUCCAGCAAUGUCGACGGUCAGGUGUGUCAUUACUUGCCGGAGCAAUUCAAAAACGUGAAAGUUAUAGAAGAUGUUGGGGAGAAGGUCAAGGGGCACAUCGAUGUCAGCAAAGCGCUAAAUGCUCCAGGGCGUACUUACUACCCGAAAGUGGCUCGCAAGUGUCGGUUAGAUGAUCUGCUUGAUCGCCGUGUAAAAUUGGCCGAGGCCGAAGAGCAGAUGGCUUCUAAAGUUGCUACCGAUGUGAAGCCGCUUGUGAUUUCGUCACAAAGCGUUGCGGCCAACACUAAGCAAACGUAUCUGGAGAAGCGCUUACUUCGCCUUACUGAAAUCCCAGCAAAGGGAGGUCCUGCAAACGUCAACUUGGAACUCGUCAAUUCGCUGGCUAAACAAAUUCAAACAGUGCGCCUACAAUUUAGUCAGCUUAAUCGUUUUGCAAAGAUUUUCCGUUGCUACACCAAGGAGUGUAAUACCAAUUCGAAUGCUGUAUCUCAAAUAACCCAAAAUACUUGCUACUCGCCAUUGUGUCUUCAAAAAGCGCGGGCGAAGAAAGAACUCUUGUUGUUGCUGCGGAAGGCCCAUACUGCGGGAAAUGGCUCCAAGGAGACAGUUGCCGCCAUAUUGGGGGCUGUCAAAAAGCCAUCUAUUCUGGAGCAAAAGCUCACUGAGGGUAAAAGGGAAUCCACUCAGCUAGCUACGGAUGAAUCAGAAGAGGGAAAACCAGCUGAAUCCGAGGCACCCUUGGACUUACUGCAAGACUGGGAACAUGCUCGGGCGCACGCUGUUCUCUUUAGCGAUUCUUUGUUGACUGAGUGCAUGCUGCUUGAUCAAGACUGCGCAGCCAAUGCAAAGAUAAAAGAGGAAGAUGAUCCGAGCGCCGGAAGCAAUACAACAACUGACUCCAACACCCAAGACUCCGAUAAAAUGGACUAUAUCGAGAGCAUGGACGUUUGCAGCAAUGUCGAAAUUGAGAGUACCGAGGACUCUAUUGUGGCCGGCUUAAAUGCAGCGUGUUCAGGAGCUAACGCAGAAGAUGUCGAUAUGACACCCGGAUGGCGGCGAAAGCGGAACCAGAAAUCUAAGAAAAGCUAUAUUGGAACUAAAGAUGUGUUGGAUCAGACGUUAGCCAAGGAUAUACCCCUUAACAAACAGAACCGCAGAUUUCCUAUCAAUGCACGUCCAGUUAAGCGUGAAUGCGUAAAGAAAUAUGAGCGGGAGUAUUUUGAGAACGGAUCCGAGCGUGUCUAUUCAUCGAAUUCGCCCCGAGGUCGUGUAUACCUCCUUAGUGACGCAGCUAAGUUGUACGAGCAAGCUGUAAAGUCCGAGGAUAAAACAACAGUCUACAAAAAGCCAUCGUAUUCACGAUACCCUCUAAUCUCAAAUUUUCUUACUCACAAAAAGAAACGCAGCCUUUUGGUGCUACCUCGUUUCGAGCUCCUUAAGCUGGCGCGUCUGGGUGGAAAAACAACAACUAAUGGCUUUCAUCACGGGGCGAAAAAUAAUACAAUUUGGCAAUAUCAGUGCUCACGUCCCCUGUUUCGAACGUGCUGGUCCUAUCGCACAUCUAAUGCCACCUCCUUGUCCAGCCUGGCGCUUCAGUUGCGGAUUCUGUGGUCGUGUCUCCGGUGGGACGACAUGAUAGCGAAGCCCCCGUCCACGGAUGGGAAGCAUCAGGUCACAACGGAUACGGAAAUUGUGACUUUGGAAUUGCUAAAACUUCGACAUGCAGGGCGCUAUGGCGAAAAAACAAGCUACUUACGGCGUAAGGUUGUCAUUCCGCUUGAAAUGCCUAAGACUAUAAGAGAAGUAACAUCCAUAAGAUCUGGACUGCGGAAACGAAAGCGGGCUGAAUCUCCCCAGCCAACCGAGCCGCAGAUUAGCGAGGAAUGGGUCGAUGAAGAUAAAUUAGAAUUGUGGGAAAUUAAAUUCAUUGGAGAAAAACAGGAAAAGGCACGCUUAUCGGCGGUAACUCGAUCUGUUGCAUCUCGUCAAUUGGAGGCAAGUGGCAAUAAUGGUCCGAGCACUUCAACUAAUGGAACUCCUGGCGGCGCUGGUCGCGUCCAAUUGGCCCCGAAAUCAAGUGAAGAUGUCAAGGAGAAAAUGGAACAGCAAUUGAAAUUGCAACGCGCUGUUCACCAGCAGAGGAAACUGGUUGGCACUGGCGAGGUCGCCCGUUCUGUGACCCCAGUCAAGGGCCAAGUUAUUGGCAGUAGGCGCGUGAUUGUCAAAAACCCAGAUGGCACAACGCGAAUCAUUCAGCAAGCGGUUACACAGGUUUCACGAGCUGCAGCUGCUAACACGGCGACAGCAACUGCUUCCCCUACUGUAGCAAGCACCCAGUCUACUCCAUCCACACCUACACCACAUAAGGUACAAAUUAUUAGGGGGCCAGACGGAAAGGUAAGCGUACGCGGAUUAAACCCUGGGCAGCAGCUAGUUCAGAUGCCGGACGGAAAACUACAUGUGCUGACUACCACAACGUCAUCAAAUGCAGCAACGCCAGGAAACAAAAUCAAGGUUCCCAUUAAACCUACUUCUACUCCGUCGUCACCAGCAGUAACUUCAGUACAGUCUACUGCAAGUCCAGGAGCGCCAGUAAUAAAACAAAUUGCUGUUAAACAUGUCACGAAAAAUUCCGGGACUCCAUCCAUAGCGUCCUCUCCGCGCGUUGCUCUACCGCUUGCACAAAUUAAGAACAAAUUGUUGCUGGCCCAACAGCAGCAGCAAGCAGCAUCCGCAUCAGCAACAACUUCAUCGCCGUCCGUUCAGAAAAUAGUGUCAAAAGUGGUUAGCUCGAGUUCCUCUGGUCAAAACCUGCAACAAGUAUUUGUACAAUCUGGGUCAAAAUUGGUGGUAGGCCAAAAUUCGCAGGGACAAAAGGUUAUUAUAUCUACUUCGUCUGCACAACAACAAGGAGCAUCACCGGUUCAACAACAGCAGCUUGUUCAACCUCAAGUUAUUUCACAACCAAUUCAACAGUCACCGCAGCAGCAAAUCUCAAUGGCCCAAGUCGGAAGUCAGCCAACCCAAAAAGUAAUUCAGCAAAUCGUUAACACCAGCAACGUGCAACAGCAGAUUGUAGUUGGCGGCCAACGGAUCAUUUUAAGCCCCGGUCAAACUAUUGUUACGCAGAGGAACGUGCCCCAGAGUCAAGCAUUGCAGAUGGUUCAGCAGCAGAUACAAACCCAGCAACAGCAGCAACAACAACAUAUUGUUCAGCCUCAGCAACAAUUUGUUGUUCAAUCGAACCAGAUUGUUCAGUCCUCGCCAAGUACUCAAACAAAGUUGGUCAAACAGCUUGUGGUUCAACAACAUUCGCAACCAACAAUCGAAGAGAAAGCCCAGAUCACCACUACUGAUGUCAAUGAAUCAGGUACACAACAAGUACUGGUUCCCAAUUCGACCUUAGCCCAGCAGUUGGCACAGGGCAAGUUACAGGUGGCCACUGUGAAUGGCCAACAAGUCAUUGUUAAGCCAUUAGGGAACAACCAGGCGCAAAUCGUAGCACAUAUAAAACACCAAGGCGAUGGGAACGCUCACAUCGUGACGAGUAAUUCAGCCACUGCUGCGCAAGCAAGUCCACAAACCUCACCAGUCAAACAGCAGACUCUCCCAUCACAAAGUCCCCAGCAAGUCGUUGUUCAGCAGCAGCAAAUGUCUCAGCAGUCGACAACAAAUUACGAAAGUGGCGUUACCUCAAUCACUCAACAGCCCGUUGUUGCCCAGACUGUCCAGGGUCAAGUCCAACAGCAACCCAUGAGUGUCGAGGAAAGUCUUCUUCAAAAUCAGCCUCCUGGAACAGUCAUUAAGUGUGUCACCGCUCAAGUAUUGCAAACCGAGCAUGGGCCACGUAUAGUAUUGCAAGGCCUUGUGGGCAACGAUUUCACUGCACAACAAUUGCAAUUAGUACAAACACAGGUGAAACAGCAAUUAAUGAAGGCUCAAGAGUCAAAUGGCAAGCUAGGUGUUCUGGGCCCAACAAAAAUAUACCUGGCGGUACAGCCGGAAUCUGCAGUUCAAUCACAACCCCCUCCACUUACCCCAGUUCACCAAUCAGCUACGCAUCAGCAAGUUGGUGGCGGCGUAUCAAUUGCUUGUAUGGUGAAUUCGAAUUAUGUUUUGCAUGAAAUGCAAGAAGAAGAUUAUGACGAUGAAAUUAUCGUCGUCUGCAGUCCGCCGAAUAAAAUUAUACCCACAUCCCCAAAUGACGUAACCCAAGGUAGAACUUUAAUAAGUGAUUUGCCGUGCCACACCAACAUUAGUUUUGAAGAUCAAGACAAUAAUGAGCAGCAUCGCCUAAAAUAUGAAAGUGAAGACCUUAAACGAUGUUCAUUGCAGACCAACAACAUAGACAACGAUGCCAAUGCGCUAACCACAUCUUUCGAAGCCAAUUCAACUAUUAGAAUUAAUUCCAUAAACAAUGGCAAUGAGCAGGAACAUAGUAAAUGUGCAGAAACAGAAAAACCUAAUAUUACAAUUAACAAGCCCUUUGUGGGUACAUCUACCCUAUUAGAGGGCUUAGAGCAUAACGAACCAGCGAAUCAUGCCGAAUUCGAUCCCACAGAAGCAGACCUAGAGAAUAAACAAAGCGACAGCUUUGUUGUCACCAGCGGCUAUAUACAGGAGUCUAUUUCAAAUGCUCUAAAACAAGGUAAUCUGAGUCCGGAACUUGAAGAAAAACUUGUUAGUAUGCAGAAGCAACAAGAGAAUGCCAAUUCAAACUGUGCAGAUGAGUGGGAGUUAUGCCCCAGAGGGACUGCAAGCGAGGAAGCACUCACACCAAGUCGCCGCAGCUUUGUAUCGCGUGAUAAUAACACCGAUGACGUUGAAUGGAAAAUUCGGACUUCGUUAAGACGCCCAAAUGCUAUGACAACCAGUAAUCAAUUUAAUCGCAAUUUAAAGAAAAAUCGCAGGCAGAUUGAAGAAGUUGAAGAACUUCAAGAGGAAAAGCAAUCACAGUUGGAACGCCAUAAAGAGCUGCUUAAGAAAAGUAUUUUGCGUAAGCGUUCAUUACUAGAACGUAAUUUACAAAACGAAAUACACGAAGAUGUUCAAACCAAAGUCCAGAGACAUGUGCGCCCCUUAAGUGUCGCUUCACCGGAAGAACACAGUGAAAACGAAAGAAGUGAGCCAAAUAUAGACUUAAAAAGGGCAGAGGCAAAUGCGCAGCACAGCAAACAUGGUAUUGGCAGACCAAAAAAAUUGACAAGAAGAAAGGAAAAAUUGUAUUGCAUUUGUCGUACUCCAUAUGAUGACACAAAGUUUUACGUGGGGUGUGACUUAUGCAGCAAUUGGUUCCAUGGGGAUUGUGUCAGUAUUACCGAAGAAGCUUCGAAAAAACUAUCGGAAUUUAUUUGCAUUGAUUGCAAAAAGGCGAGAGAAACUCAACAGCUAUAUUGUAGCUGUCGUCAACCAUACGACGAGUCACAAUUUUAUAUAUGCUGCGAUAAAUGCCAGGAUUGGUUCCAUGGACGUUGCGUCGGAAUACUUCAGAGCGAAGCAGAGUUUAUUGAUGAAUAUGUAUGCCCUGAAUGCCAGCGGAAAACAGAUGCAAACGCCGCAAAUAUGAAAAAACUUUCCCCGACUGAAAUUGAGGAGCUAAAGAACUUAAUCAAACAAAUACAGUUACACAAAAGUGCUUGGCCAUUUAUGGAACCGGUUGAUCCGAAGGAAGCCCCUGACUAUUACAAAGUGAUUAAAGAGCCCAUGGAUCUCAAACGGAUGGAAAUCAAACUCGAAUCAAACACCUACACCAAACUAGCAGAGUUUAUUGGCGAUAUGACAAAAAUAUUUGACAACUGCCGUUACUAUAACCCGAAGGAAUCGUCUUUUUACAAAUGUGCUGAGGCACUGGAGUCAUACUUUGUGCAAAAAAUUAAAAAUUUUCGGGAAAAUGUUUUUGGCCAAAGUAGAUAAGAAACCCUAGCAAAGCCUUAAACUUAAGAAACAUUACAAUAGUUUGUAAAUGACACAUCUGAAAACUGGAAAACAUGUUUCAUUUUCGUAUUUUUAUUUUUCAAUCAAAUGUUACAUAUACAUAUUUGAUAGAUUAAAAGCUACUUAUAUUUCAAUAUAUAAGAGAUAAUACAUGUACAUAUUAACCGUAUGAAUAUGAAGGACUAUUAUAUGAGUUGUAAUACAAGAUAUCUGUAAUAUAAAACAAUAUGCGAAUAAAUUUCAGUUUCCCCAGACAUUUCAAAAAUUAAAAGUAUUUAUAAGCCCUUUGUACA